CUGCUUGUUCUGGUUCGAAAGACAUCGUUCUGUGACGGGAAUCAGCACCAACGGACUCGACACCCCCAUCUCAUGUCUCUCUAGCCUCAUCUCAUUUUCUCGUUCGAAAUCACCCCACCCCCAGCCUCCCCAUCGCCACGUCUUGGUAUCUGGUCUGUCGCGUCUCAGACCACUUGUUCCGUGAUCCCCCCUCUCAUCCCGCGUCUCUCAGCCUCAGUCUUCACGACACUGCUCUCUACUCGCAUCGCAUAGAUUGCUUGUGCUCACGACAUCUCUCUGCCACAUCGCACCGCCGACCACCACCACAUCAACCAAACUUUUGUCCCUACGCGCCAUCCAUUCGUUCACUUCACCGACGCGUCCGACAUCAACUCACUCCUUGACUCUCUACAAUUUGUCACGCCAACCAACAUACCACCCUCACGCCUACAUCUCACGCCGCGCGCAAUCAUUGCAUUGCCAUACUCCAUCAACAGUAACAGUCACGUCACGCACUGUCUAGUCACACCUCCCGCGCCACCGCCCAACAUCGACGCACCACCCCCUCCCCCCACAUCGUAACACUUCUUCGCCCCUCGCCAUGCCUCCCGUCCCCCCCACCAAGUUUGCACGCACCUCCAUCGAGGGUUGGAGCAGAAAGCGCUCCGUCUCCCCUAGUGCCAAGGCAUCUUCGUCAAAGAAGGUCAUUGGUACCCAGGGCUCGACCGACGACAUUGACAUGUCGCCUGAAACAAAACAGUUUGUCCCUCGUCGCUCCGACGACGGCUACUACUAUGAGGACGAGUACCGCGACGAGCACGUCAUGUGCAUGCUCGAGAACGAGUCGCAAACUCUUGCCCAGCCCGAACUCAUGGACCAGCAACCAGAACUUCAAUGGCGCAUGCGCCCGUACCUGAUCGACUUUGUUGUGGAAAUCCAUUCCCAGUUCCGUCUGCGCCCAGAGGUCCUUUAUCUGGCUUGCAACAUUGUCGACCGUUACGUGUCCAAGCGUGUCGUCUUCAAGAAGCACUACCAGCUGGUUGGCUGCGCGUCCCUGUGGAUCGCAGCCAAGUUUGAGGACUCGAAGGAGCGCGUUCCCCUGGUUCGCGAGCUCCACGACAUGUGCUGUGGCGCGUACGAGCAGUCGGCAUUCAUCCAGAUGGAGGGCCACAUCCUGUCCACUAUUGGCUGGAACGUCGUUCACCCCACUGGUGAGGGCUGGCUCCGCUCUUACAUCACGCACUCGGACUCGUCGCUCAACGACGACGUUCGCGUUGCCGCGGCCGCCCGCUUCCUCAUGGAGGUCACCCUGUUCCACCGCCAGUUCGUCGGUGUCCGCCCAUCGCUGAUCGCUUGGGGAUCCGUCGUCUUGGCACGGUUCAUCUGCGGCAAGCUCCGCAAGCCUUGUCCCGACUUUGUCAUCCCCGAUGAGGCCCUUGCCGUUCGCGUUGCCACCGCCAUUGACACCAUCCUCCACGAGAGCCUCGACAACGUCUCGGAGAUCCUCAUCCGCAAGUACGCCAACGUCAACCAGUACCACCGCUGCUCGACGUUCAUCCGCGAGUUCUACUUGUCUGGCCGCCGCUUCGCGCCCAACCCGCAGCGCACGUCGUCUGCCUACGUGCCCUACGUUUCGACGCCAGGCCUCACUCCUUCCUCGUGGGCCGCCAAGCGCUCUGCCGCUACCAGCCCCAGCGGAACAUUUAGCUGCGCCUCGUCGGACGCCGGUGACGAGCCCGUCACGCCCAUCACUCCCAUCUCGGAGCCCAGCCCUCUCGACUACGUGUCGGUGAAGGAUGUCUCCAAGGAGAACAUGGUGCCAUCGGGUGCCCCUGCGGUCAUCAAGGCCAUGGCGCCCCCUGCCGUCGCUGCCGCCGUCCGCCCUGCGCUUCAGUCCAUUGCCAGCUCGACCGCGCAGGACAACCGUAACAACCGCCGGAGGAGCAAUUAAGUUUUGCCACUCUGUGACGACCAACCAAUGUGCCACCGUCCGACCAAGGCCAGUCGACGGUGACUAGUCAUCCCACGGCCUUCACACCUGCAUGGCAUAGUUUUCCCCCUUUCCAACAUCAACACACGCUGCAUCGGCCAAAGUCGAACAUCAAGUCUUUGCGCCCCUCACCACCUCGCUCCAAAACGUCGAAAGCAUUCCGGCGCAUUUUUUCUCUCUCUUCAAUUCUUGUCAAGUCUGGUCUUGGUGUGUCUUCACUGUAACGCUCUCAAGUUCCCUGCCAAACCAUCCAACCUCCUCGCUCUUCAACUGUACCCCACCACUGGCAUCUAGGAUGUUGCCAGUCCUAAAAGGAAGGUUCAAGACGAGGUGCAUGCACCAUCCACCACCACCACCACCCACCACACCAUCCCCAGCCUCCUCACACCACGACGCGGUCAUAAGAAGGUUCCGUCAUUUGUCAUUGUUUAACGACACUCGUGGUUUUGGUGCUCGAGUUUCCAGCAACACCCUCAUCAUUUAUUCCGGUCCUCCCCACGUCGAGUCUGAGUCUGAUAGAGACACCGUUUGCGGUUGCCAAUGUAUUAUGCAAG
This is a messenger RNA of Vanrija pseudolonga, 2523 nucleotides long. It is a transcript of the gene CCN1, whose product is annotated as G1/S-specific cyclin CCN1. Gene Ontology annotation, cellular component: cytoplasm; spindle pole body; cyclin-dependent protein kinase holoenzyme complex. The transcript is spliced from 2 exons. NCBI's taxonomy places the organism in Eukaryota, Fungi, Basidiomycota, Tremellomycetes, Trichosporonales, Trichosporonaceae. Gene Ontology annotation, biological process: mitotic cell cycle phase transition; regulation of cyclin-dependent protein serine/threonine kinase activity. The coding region runs from base 581 to 1930 and encodes 449 amino acids. The record is from RefSeq and is a predicted model, not a curated record. Gene Ontology annotation, molecular function: cyclin-dependent protein serine/threonine kinase regulator activity.